AUGGAGCGUAUGUGCCGGCUGGAUCAAGGUCUGGUUCGGCCAUCCUGGCAGAUCGAGCUGACGUGGCGCCUGCGAUGGACUCACGUUUGGUUGAUAUGCCGUAAAACAAACCAAACCAAACCCUACGCAUACACAUAUAUAAUCUCUCUCUUUUCUUUUCUCUUCUCUCUCUCUCUCUCUCUCUCUCUCUCUCUCUCUCUCUCUCCGUGUUUGUCCUUUCUCUCCUUAUCUUCUUUCUUUCUUUCCUUAUCUUCUUUCUUUUCUCGUCUGCCUUCUUUCCUCCUCUUCUUUCUUUCUUUCUUUCUUUCUUUCUUUCUUUCUUUCCUUAUCGUCUUUCUUUUCUCGUCUGCCUUCUUCCCUCCUCUUCUUUCUUUCUUUCUUUCUUUCUUUCUUUCUUUCUUUCUUUCUUUCUUUCCUUAUCUUCUUUCGUUAACUCCUUUCUCUUCUUAUCUUCUUUCUUUCUUUCCUUAUCUUCUUUCUUUCCUCAUCUUCUUUCUUUCCUUUCCUUCCCUUCUUUCUUUCUUUCUUUCUUUCUUUCUUUCCUUAUCUUCUUUCGUUAACUCCUUUCUCUCCUUAUCUUCUUUCUUUCUUUCCUUAUCUUCUUUCUUUCCUCAUCUUCUUUCUUUCCUUUCCAUCCCUUCUUUCUUUCUUUCUUUCUUUCUUUCUUUCUUUCUUUCUUUCUUUCUUUCCUUAUCUUCUUUCGUUAACUCCUUUCUUUCCUUAUCUUCUUUCUUUCUUUCCUUAUCUUCUUUCUUUCCUCAUCUUCUUUCUUUCCUUUCCUUCCUUCUUUCUUUUUUUUCUUUCUUUCUUUUUCUUUCUUUCUUUUUUUCCUUAUCUUCUUUCGUUAACGCCUUUCUCUCCUUAUCUUCUUUCUUUCUUUCCUUAUCUUCUUUCUUUUCUCAUCUUCUUUCUUUCCUCCUCUUCUUUCUUUCUUUCUUUCUUUCUUUCCUUAUCGUCUUUCUUUCCUCCUCUUCUUUCUUUCUUUCUUUCUUUCUUUCUUUCUUUCCUUAUCUUCUUUCGUUAACUCCUUUCUCUCCUUAUCUUCUUUCUUUCUUUCCUUAUCUUCUUUCUUUCCUCAUCUUCUUUCUUUCCUUUCCUUCCCUUCUUUCUUUCUUUCUUUCUUUCCUUAUCUUCUUUCGUUAA
Messenger RNA from Acanthosepion pharaonis, 1143 nucleotides. Lineage: Eukaryota; Metazoa; Mollusca; Cephalopoda; Sepiida; Sepiidae. The record is from the annotation of a GenBank genome assembly.